Messenger RNA from Trichoplax adhaerens, 996 nucleotides. RefSeq lists its product as uncharacterized. The record is from RefSeq and is a predicted model, not a curated record. The coding region runs from base 1 to 996 and encodes 331 amino acids. Gene Ontology annotation, cellular component: nucleus. Gene Ontology annotation, molecular function: RNA lariat debranching enzyme activity. The transcript has 8 exons. NCBI's taxonomy places the organism in Eukaryota, Metazoa, Placozoa, Uniplacotomia, Trichoplacea, Trichoplacidae. Gene Ontology annotation, biological process: mRNA splicing, via spliceosome.
AUGGCUAAUGUUUAUUAUUUCGGUACUGCAUAUCAUAUAAACAUUGAUCUAUCAUAUCUGCUGCAUGUGCUACAGAUCGCAAUUGAGGGUUGCUGUCAUGGAGAGCUGGAUAACAUUUAUGCUACAUUAAGGCACAUGGAAUCGACGAAAGGAAUAAAGAUUGAUUUAUUAAUCUGCUGUGGAGAUUUUCAGGCGGUUCGAAAUCAGGCGGAUUUGCAUAGCAUGGCGGUUCCGACUAAAUAUCGAAAAAUGCAGUCGUUUCAUAAGUAUUAUUCUGGUGAAAAAGUUGCCCCCAUUUUGACGGUAUUCAUUGGUGGUAAUCAUGAAUCUUCAUCGUAUCUUUGGGAGCUACCUUACGGAGGCUGGGUGUGCCCAAAUGUCUACUACUUGGGAUAUGCUGGGAUGGUCUCUUACAAGGGUUUACGGAUCGGAGGAAUUUCAGGGAUUUAUAAAAAGCAUCAUUAUCAUUUAGAGCAUUUCGAAAUUCCACCGCUUCACAACGAGAGCUGCCGAAGCAUAUAUCAUACUCGAAAAAUCGAUGUUGAUAAACUUAAAAAGAUAAAAAAGCCUAUAGAUAUCUUUUUUUCGCAUGAUUGGCCACUUGGUAUUUACAACUAUGGGGAUAAGAGAGAUCUAAUCAGACGCAAACCCUUCUUCAAGGAUGAGAUCGACAGAAAUGCUCUAGGAAGCCCUUGCGGUUUCGAACUGCUUCGCCAAUUACAACCUUCCUAUUGGUUUGCAGGACACUUACAUGUAAAAUUUGCAGCUAUUGUUCCUCAUGAAAAUCGAGAAAAGCAACCAAAAUAUACUAAAUUUCUGGCGUUAGAUAAAUGUUUACCCAAUCGAGAUUUCUUACAAAUCCUUGAAUUUGCUGAAAAGGAUCCUGAAAUAAUGAAUUUAUCCUAUGACCUAGAAUGGCUAAAGAUUCUAAAUUCUACACAUCCAGUUGGGUGCGUCGAUAAUUUAUGUGCAUUAAAUGUAAUUGUGGUACUAUAG